This is a messenger RNA of Mercurialis annua (annual mercury), 1263 nucleotides long. Its product is annotated as GATA transcription factor 23. The record is from RefSeq and is a predicted model, not a curated record. Gene Ontology annotation, molecular function: sequence-specific DNA binding; zinc ion binding. Gene Ontology annotation, biological process: regulation of DNA-templated transcription. The transcript has 2 exons. Lineage: Eukaryota; Viridiplantae; Streptophyta; Magnoliopsida; Malpighiales; Euphorbiaceae. The coding region runs from base 560 to 955 and encodes 131 amino acids.
UAAAUGAAAAUUAUACUAGGCACCAGUGUACCACAAACAUAGACAUGGAAAAAAUGAGAUUUGAAUACGGACAUGAUAAAAACUGGUUACUUUAAGUUUUUAAUGUUAAAAAUGAAAUUUGGCGUUCGAAAAUAACGAUUGCAAUAGGUUUUCGAGAUUAAAAAUGUUGAUCGAAUCAAGUAUCCGUCAUCUCUUAUAACAAUACACACACUCAAUCUAGAUAAUAAUUAUGUUAACCUGAAAAAAGAGGCGCUCGUGCAUGCAGCCACGUUGCAAAAACCCAUCCCCAAAGUUUGGCGGGUGUAGGUGUCAGCAACAAACAAAAACGGGAGAGAAAGGGUAUUAUCGGCACAUAAAAAACAUACUGUAGCCCCAAAACCUCAUGGACAGGGUUUUCGUGCAACCCUGUAUAGACCUCACUGUCUCUGCCACUCUUUCUUUUGUCUCUGUGUUUUCAUUUUCAAGAAAUGAUUUCAUUACUCUUCUGUCUCUAAAUACAAAAAUCUCUGUAUAACAAGAAUCAAGAAACGAAAGAAUUUACAAAUUGGGUUUCGUAGUGAUGGAUCUUGACAAAAAUGUGAGCAUAGAGAUCAAGAAAUGUACUGAUUGCAACACCACCAAGACUCCCUUAUGGAGAGCUGGUCCUUCUGGCCCCAAGUCGCUGUGCAACGCUUGUGGAAUCAGAUACAGAAAAACAAAAGGAGAAGAAAUCUUGGGUUUGAACCACGGUCCGUUCAAGAAAAGAAAAAGAUCCAGGCUCACCACCGCCACCACUACGACGGCCACCUCGUCGUCGGAAACUUCUGGUGAUGAGUUGAGGGAGGCGGUGAAGAUGAGAGUACUAAUGGUAAUGAAAAAGCAGAGGUGUCAAAGGAGGAGAAGGCUGCUGGGAGAGGAAGAGCAGCAGGCUGCUUUUUCAUUAAUGGCGUUGUCUUGUGGGUCUGUUUUUGCAUGAAUUAGGAAAAAUGGUAACACAGACAAAAUUAUAGGACUAAAAGUUAAACUAACCUUUACUUACAUUCCUUUUUUUCUCUGUUUUUUUAAUAGUUUUAUUAGGGUUUAGGGUUUUUUUAGUUUUUUUUUUUUUAACAAAGAUGAUAGGGGAAAAGAAAUGAAAUAUGGUCAUGGGCCCUAUGGGCUAUGAUAAGAUGUUUGAUUUUGCAAUUUUCUUCUUUCUUAAUUUUCAAAGAAAGAAAUGAAGAAAAGGGAUUAAGGUUAAUUAUUAAGGAAUAUGUAUAUAUACAAGUUUAAUUUUAUUAUUAA